Molecule: messenger RNA, 681 nt
Organism: Humulus lupulus (European hop)
Lineage: Eukaryota; Viridiplantae; Streptophyta; Magnoliopsida; Rosales; Cannabaceae
Product: 26S proteasome regulatory subunit 6B homolog
Exons: 3
Coding region: 1-681 (226 amino acids)
Biological process (GO): proteasome-mediated ubiquitin-dependent protein catabolic process
Cellular component (GO): proteasome regulatory particle, base subcomplex
Molecular function (GO): proteasome-activating activity
Source: RefSeq, a predicted model, not a curated record
AUGGUGGCUUCUGCUCUGAUCAUGGACCCGAAACCUUUGGAGCCACCGGCUUCUUUCCUGCCGACGAGAUCUGACCCAUGUCUUUCCGAACAGCAUCAGUCCUCCGACGAGGACGAUCUCUACAGUCGCCUCAAGUCACUGCAACGGCAGCUCGAGUUCAUCGACAUCCAGGAGGAGUACGUCAAGGACGAGCAGAAGAAUCUCAAGCGAGAGCUUCUUCGGGCCCAAGAAGAGGUCAAGAGGAUCCAGUCGGUUCCCCUCGUCAUUGGCCAGUUCAUGGAAAUGGUUGAUCAGAAUAAUGGGAUAGUGGGCUCAACCACCGGCUCCAAUUACUACGUCAGGAUUCUUAGCACCAUCAAUCGGGAGCUUCUCAAGCCCUCUGCAUCUGUUGCUUUGCAUCGCCAUUCGAAUGCCCUUAUUGAUGUUCUUCCUCCCGAGGUCGACUCCAGUAUCUCCCUUCUCAGCCAGUCGGAGAAGCCUGAUGUCACCUAUUCUGUUAAGGAUGAGCACCAAAGGCCAACGGGGUUGUUGCAGCCUUUGGGGAUUCCAAAAUGGAAGUUGGAAGAUAUUACUAUGGACUUCGUAGUUGGCUUACCGAGAAUUGUGGGACAGCAUGAGUCAGUGUGGGUGAUUGUGGAUAGGAUUCAAUGGGGUUUUGGUGCUGUUAUUGAGCUGAAAUGA